CUGGCUGCCAACCAUCUCCCGUUGCUAGGAUACAGUACAUUCCUCAGUUGCUUAUAAUUCCUGUAACAAGAAGCGUUUGGUGGAAGAUAAACAGAUUUAAACUGCAGUCAGGCGAUUAUUUUCAGUCUCUAAACGAUGAAUUUGAAGUCUUCGCUGCGCUUUUACUUGGUUAAUUUGUGCUUUUAAUCGUUAAAAAGCCGAUUUACGAGCUGCUGGUAGCGGUUAGCUCCUUUAGCUCGGGCUAAAGCUUUGCUAGUUCUGUUAGGUUUGCAUUCAGUUCACCAGGUAACGGUUUGAAGCUGAAGCUGCUGUAACCCAGGUACCACCCGAAACUCCUCAGGCAGCUGUGUCCCAUGGAGCGGACUGACCGGGGAAAGGACCCCCAGCUGCUGAGGAACCAACCCUACGACGAGAGUCUGGACGUGGAGGACGGAGAGGAGGUACCGAGUGUCUACAGCCCGACUCCCCGAGGACAGAGACAGACCGAGUGGAGCAGCAAGAAGGUUCUUGGCAUCAUGUCCACCAGCAGCAGCAGGAACCAGCUGGAUGAGGAGCACAGACCUGUGAGGGGCAGAGAGCUGGCGGGGCUGAAGCCAGGGCCCGGUCUGACCCAGGAGGAAGAGGAGGAGGAGGAAGAAGAGGAGGACUCCGAUGAGGAUGAGUCUGAUGAAGAUGAUGAUGACGAUGAGCCCACUGAAACCCUGGAGGGAGUGUACGACCCUGCAGACUACUCCAACCUGCCGGUUACCACGGAGAUCAGAGAGCUGUUCCAGUACAUCACCCGGUACUCUCCUCAGAACCAGGAACUGGACCUCUGCCUCAAGCCCUUCAUCCCGGACUUCAUCCCAGCUGUAGGAGACAUCGACGCCUUCCUAAAGGUACCGAGGCCGGAUGGGAAACCAGACAACCUGGGUCUACUGGUUCUGGAUGAGCCCAGUGUGAAGCAGUCGGACCCGACGGUUCUGUCUCUGUGGCUGUCGGAGGAAACCAAACAGCACGGAACCACAGAGCUGAAAAAGGUUCCGAGCGUGGCGGGCCCGCGGACCAACCCCCGAGCUGUGGACAGCUGGGUGGACAGCAUCAGCGCGCUGCACCGGUCCAAACCGCCGGCCACCGUGCGUUACAGCAGAACCAUGCCGGACCUGGACAGCCUGAUGCAGGAGUGGCCCCCAGAGGUGGAGGAGCUGCUGGGGGCCCUGCAGCUGCCACCGGCCCGCCUGGCCUGCAGCCUGCCGCAGUACGCCGACCUGGUCUGCAGCCUGCUGGACAUCCCCGUCCAUGGAUCCAGGGUCCAGAGUCUGCACCUGCUCUUCAGCCUCUACCUGGAGUUCAGAGACUCCCAGCACUUCACCAGCCGAGUGUAGGCAGAGGUCAGAGGUCAGGGCCACACCCCCAGCUUAGUGCUGCACUGGUUCUGAUGACUGAGGGGUUCUGGUUUCAGAUUAUUUCUCUGGUUCUGCUGUCAAAUUAAGGGUGAGACCAGGAGAACCAUACAGAACCAACUGGUUCUGGUUGGGUUCAGAGAUGAACCCGUUUAAUCUAAGAGUGAAAAAGUUAUUUUCCACCCAGCAGCUGGUUCUGACUCCCAGAGAGAAACAGUUUAUAAAGUGAAACAUGAACCAUGACCCGCCUGCAGCUGGCGUCUGAGUCUCAGACGUCCCAGUGGCAGCGAAUGCAUCACCUCUUCUAGAGGAAUAUCCAGACCAGAGCAGGUGAUCAGCAUCACCAUGGCAACAGGUUUUACAUUCAGGAAGUUUGACUUCAUUUCCUGAAGCAUUGGAGGAGUGGAACCAGAACCCGGUCAGAACCACCAGCAGGAUGAAGGAGCAGAACCAGAGAAAUCAUCGUGACUCCUGUUGAUAAUUAAAUUUGUUAAAUAAAACAUGAACUCUUAACUAAGGUCGGGUUCUGCAGAGUUCUGUUAAGGACUUCAUGACCUGAUGGAGCAGAGAUGCAGCGCAGUCCUGAAACCCUAAAGGACUUCUGAGUCACACUUUUUAUUUUCCAAAUAAAAUUGCAAAAAUA
Gambusia affinis (western mosquitofish) is the source of this 2025-nucleotide messenger RNA. RefSeq names its product intraflagellar transport 46 homolog (Chlamydomonas) (gene ift46). Gene Ontology annotation, biological process: intraciliary transport; cilium assembly. Gene Ontology annotation, cellular component: intraciliary transport particle B; motile cilium; centrosome. NCBI's taxonomy places the organism in Eukaryota, Metazoa, Chordata, Actinopteri, Cyprinodontiformes, Poeciliidae. The transcript has 5 exons. Bases 354 to 1364 code for a protein of 336 amino acids. The record is from RefSeq and is a predicted model, not a curated record.